Salpingoeca rosetta is the source of this 1932-nucleotide messenger RNA. RefSeq lists its product as uncharacterized. Gene Ontology annotation, molecular function: protein binding; snoRNA binding. The coding region runs from base 1 to 1932 and encodes 643 amino acids. Gene Ontology annotation, cellular component: small-subunit processome. The record is from RefSeq and is a predicted model, not a curated record. The transcript is spliced from 8 exons. Lineage: Eukaryota; Choanoflagellata; Craspedida; Salpingoecidae.
AUGGAUCACGAUCCUUUCUUCGCGAGCAGCGACUCGCGCCGGUCAAAGCGGUGGGCACCCACUGACGGUGGCCAGCCCAUCUCCAAGCGAGGCAAGGGUGGGAAGCGCCGCCAGCGAGAUGAGGAGAUCCCUUCUGAUGACGAAGGGGACGACGGAAGCGGGCUCACCCUCGAUGCAGAGAUCCAGCAAGCAUUUGCAGACGAUGACGAUGACGACCUGUCAGAGGACGAGACCCUGGUGCAGGAAACGGCCGCGGAGAAGCGGCUGCGCAUGGCCAAGGAGAUUAUCGAACAGAUUGAGGAGCAGGAGAAGGAGAAGGAGCUGGAAGGAGACAUGCUCACAAAGGCCAUCUCCCAUCGCUUGCGACAAGAGGUGCACAAGCAGAAAGGCGUGCUGCGUCGUCAGCUGGCCCACACGCUGCGCCACAAGGCCGUUGACCCUGCCGCCACCGUCACCACCCGCGGCCAUCGCCUUCCAGUGACCAGCGCAGUCAUCUCUGCAGACACCCGCUAUGUCGUCACCGCGUCCAAAGACGGAAGCAUCAUCAAGUGGAUGCGCGACUCAGGCACGCGUCUGCACACGUGGAAGCGCAAGUCCAAGAACAACCCCACUGGACACACGGGCCACGUUCUCGCGCUUGCCCUGAACACAGACGGCACCUUCCUUGCCAGCGCUGGCACAGAUGCCAUCAUCAACAUCUGGGACUUUCAAACACACAGCCACGUCAAGUACCUUCGGGGCCACCGUGGAAACAUCAACGGGCUGGCGUUUCGGCUCGGGGAGAACACCCUGUUCAGCGCAUGCGACGAUCGCACAGUCAAGGUGUGGAACAUUGACUCGUUAUCGUACGUGGAGACGCUGUUUGGGCACCAGGAUCAGGUGCUUGCCGUGGACAGCCUGCACAGGGAACGCGCCGUCAGUGUUGGCGGCAGAGACCGCUCCCUCCGCUUGUGGAAGAUUGUUGAGUCGUCGCAGCUGGUGUUUGCAUCCACGGGCAUCAGCCUCGACUGCAUUGCAAUGGUGACAGAGCUUCAUUUCCUCACCGGCAACCAAAACGGCGCGCUGAGUCUGUGGGACAUUGGCAAGCGAAAGCCCGUGUGUACAGUUCCUCGUGCGCACGGCAAGGACAGCUGGAUCACCGCUGUUGCUGCGGUUCCCUACAGCGACCUCACUGCUUCCGGCUCAAACAACGGCUGCAUUCGCCUGUGGAGCACGGAUGCCCGCAGUGCCCGCAUCAGCCCCGUCAUGUCCAUCAACGCGGUCGGAUGGGUGAACUCGCUCAAGUUUACGGCUGACGGCGCCUUCCUCGUGGCAGCACUCGGCAAGGAGCCGCGCCUUGGACGGUGGGACUGCGUUGCUGAUGCGAAGAACGAGACACGCGUGUUUUCGCUGGCGGCCACCAGCCUUGUGAAGGAGGAUGACGUCAAGGCAGAGGGCACGGCGCGGCGCGGCGACAAUGGAGCAAAGAUGAAUGGGCACGCUGGCAAGAAGGGGAAGCCCGUGGCUGUUCGCGAGGAGAAGGAAGAGGCCUCUGGACGCGACUUUGCGGCAGCGGUGAUGAAGGCGACGUCGCUGGCGUCGGACUUUGAUGGCGCGCACACGGACGUGCCGGCGCUGAGCCUGCCACCUGUGAAGGAUGAGGACGAGGAUGAGAAGGAUGAGGAUGAUGAUGAGACAGAAGACGAGGAGGAGGAAGAGAAGGCGGGUGAUGACACCAGCGACGCUGUGAACGCAGCAGAAGGUGGAGUUGAAGAGAAGAAAGAGGAAGUGGAGGAAGGAGACGGGGCUGAGAACCAGGGCAGCACAGCCGCAGAGGAUGCAGAGAGCAACAAGCAGGAGGGAAAAGGAAAAAGCGCGCGGAAGCAGCAGAAUGUGCUGCUCACCCCAACAAGGCGCAGCAGCCGUUUGAGGAACAAGCGGGCGCCUCGGUGA